UUGAGCACUCAGAGCAGCUACGAGAGCCAUCUCGAAUCGCACAGACAAAAACUAGAAGAGUCAGAGAGCCCAAGUCAAGUCGGAUUCAGAAGAAACUACUCAACCCUGAAUCGCAUUCAUAUCCUUAAACAAGUAGCCGAAGAGAGUGCCGGAUAUAGGUUCCCUGCCUACGUUGCCCUCUUCGAUUACAAAAAAGCUUUUGACAGUAUGGAGUGGUCCGCAGUGUGGACAGCGCUCGCAAAAAGAGGUGUUCAUCCAGCACUAAUGAUACAAAGACUUUACGAAUCUUCUUCCACGUCGGUUCAUGUUAACUCUCGAACAGUUACAGCCACCAUGCAAAAAGGCGUUGAACAAAGAGACACGUUGAGCCCGAAACUCUUCAACGCCACCUUACAAAUGGUACUUGACUAA
Haemonchus placei is the source of this 411-nucleotide messenger RNA. The record is from the annotation of a GenBank genome assembly. NCBI's taxonomy places the organism in Eukaryota, Metazoa, Nematoda, Chromadorea, Rhabditida, Trichostrongylidae.